Molecule: messenger RNA, 903 nt
Organism: Diaporthe citri
Lineage: Eukaryota; Fungi; Ascomycota; Sordariomycetes; Diaporthales; Diaporthaceae
Exons: 2
Coding region: 1-903 (300 amino acids)
Source: RefSeq, a predicted model, not a curated record
AUGGAACUAGAUCGCCUCUUGGGUGUAGAGAUACAGUAUUCACAAGCCAUUGCGGCCCAAUACAUAUUGAAAAUUCCAGAUGAGCGGAGGAAGAUCCAUCGAAGGUACAUGGCCGUACUUCGGCAAAAUCUCAUAGCAAUAACCCAAGCGGUCAGAGACGCGCUAGAUCAGAUUGGGCGCGACCAUGAAGAACAGGGCGGGCUUCAAUGGCAGACUAUCAAGGCACCCUGGGAAGCACGAUUGAACUUUAUGACCACGACAAAUCCCGGAAACCUUGACGGAUAUGCGUUGCAGCAGAUUCAAGCUGCUACGGAGACACUGGCCAACCUCAGAAAAGCGGCGCGGCAGAAGUGCGUGGACCUGGGUGUGACCACAGGCCACGUAGACAGGGUCGUGGGGAUCCUCAGUGACGGCUAUAUUGACUUUCCUAUCGCCAGUGCACCACGAGGGCUUUUCCCCGGCGUGCCAAUUGCGAGGAGCAUGAUGACACUAUCAAAAUCUGUGGAAGCAGCCGCAGUCAAGGAAAUCAUGUGCUUAACAAACAGAGGCAUCGACGAUAUUGUUCGACAGUGGGUGAAGCUUUUAGAGGCCUACUUCGGACUGUCUGGCCGCAUGAGAGGCGUUAGGCAGGAUGUAAGGCUAGCAAGGACCAUGGCAGAUCUCAGCGCAAUCAAGACCGUCCUGUUUCAAGUGAAGCGCGAUGAAGUGCGCCCACCGCCCGCUCAAGGUGGGCAGCCCGCAAAGGACCAAGCGUUUGCCCGUAUAAGAACCCAGAUAAGGAAUACGGUUCAAAACAACGGGGACUUGAUCACUUUCCUCAGAGACCUCUGUCGUGGGGAGCAGGAUGAAGAGGAAUUUCAAACCAUUAUGAGGAUACCCUAUCAGGUACCAGCCCAGCAGUAA